Molecule: messenger RNA, 4214 nt
Organism: Oenanthe melanoleuca
Lineage: Eukaryota; Metazoa; Chordata; Aves; Passeriformes; Muscicapidae
Gene: ODF2L
Product: outer dense fiber of sperm tails 2 like
Exons: 16
Coding region: 906-2621 (571 amino acids)
Biological process (GO): negative regulation of cilium assembly
Cellular component (GO): centrosome; ciliary basal body
Source: RefSeq, a predicted model, not a curated record
ACAGUGCCCCGCUGGAGCGGUGCUGAGGGGCAGUACCGUACUGGAGCGGUGCUCAGGGGACAGUGCCCCACUGGAGCGGUGCUGAGGGGACAGUGCCUCACUGGAGCGGCGCUGAGGGGACAGUGCCCCACUGGAGCGGUGCUGAGGGGACAGUGCCGUACUGGAGAGCUGCUGAGGGGACAGUGCCGUACUGGAGCAGUGCUGAGGGGACAGUGCCCCACUGGAGCGGUGCUGAGGGGACAGUGCCCCACGGGAGCGGUUCUGAGGGGACAGUGCCGUACUGGAGAGCUGCUGAGGGGACAGUGCCUCACUGGAGCGGUGCUGAGGGGACAGUACCGUACUGGAGCGGUGCUGAGGGGACAGUGCCCCACUGGAGCGGUGCUGAGGGGACAGUACCGUACUGGAGCGGUGCUGAGGGGACAGUGCCUCACUGGAGCGGUGCUGAGGGACAGUGCCCCACUGGAGCGGUGCUGAGGGGACAGUGCCCCACUGGAGCGGUGCUGAGGGGACAGUGCCUCACUGGAGCGGUGCUGAGGGGACAGUACCGUACUGGAGAGCUGCUGAGGGGACAGUGCCCCACUGGAGCAGUGCUGAGGGACAGUGCCCCACUGGAGCGGUGCUGAGGGGACAGUACCGUACUGGAGCGGUUCUGAGGGGACAGUGCCCCACGGGAGCGGUGCUGAGGGGACAGUGCCUCACUGGAGCGGCGCUGAGGGGACAGUGCCCCACUGGAGCGGUGCUGAGGGGACAGUACCGUACUGGAGCGGUUCUGAGGGGACAGUGCCCCACGGGAGCGGUGCUGAGGGGACAGUACCGUACUGGAGCGGCGCUGAGGGGCAGGAGCCCUCGCCAGGGGCGGGAACCGCCGGCAGCGGGCGCAGGGGCCGUGAGAGCAUUAAACCAAAAUGUCAUCAUCAUCACAAUCAUCCUUAUCUUUACCUGUACAUGACUGUACUGUUCCUUCAUUGGACUCUGAUCUUCAGGAAAAAUUUAUUCUUCUUCACACCGUUGAGUUAAACACUAAAAAGAUUGACACUUGGAUGCAGGAGCUAAGUGAAGCUGAAAUUCAGAAUACUAAUCUCAGGAAAAAAAUACUUGAAAAGGAGAAACAGAUUAAAGAACUUUCAUCCAUGCUUCAGUGUGAAAAAAUCAACGUACAGAAAGGAGACCACCUGUCAAGAUCAGUACAGGAAGUACAAGCUCACUUGCAGUGUCAGAUUAAAAGAAAAGAAGCAGAAAAUGACAAAUUAAAAGUGAAAAUACAGACUCUUGAAAAUAAACUAGCAGAGUGGAAACAUCUAAUUGGUGAAUACAAGCGCCAGAAGUUAGCCGUAAAGGAAGCAAGCGAACAAAAGAAAAUUGCCCUGGAAAAGGCAGUAAGGUCCCAGAAGCAAAGAGCUCAACACUUAGAAGAAGCUGUGAAAGAUGUAACCUCUAAAAUAAGAGAACAUGAUGUCAAACUGUGUGAGAUACUGUCAGCCUCUGAUGUCUGGAAAAGCCAGCACGAUAGAAUAGUUGAAGAAAAGACAAUGUUAGAAGCUCAGGUAGAAGAUCUUGAGAAGCAGACCAAAGGCCUGAUAGAAGACCUGGAAAGAAGGGUGGAAUGGAGAAGAAAUUCACAAGAGGAAAUUCUUGGAAAGCUAAAUUCUGUUAACUCUGAAAAUGAAAAGAUUCACCUUGAAAACAAAAAAUUAGAGGCUUCCCUUGCUACAUUGGAGAAAAGGACACUGUCUGUUGAAUAUGAGUUGCUACAUCUGCAAGAAAAAGCAAAGCUGCAGGAAAACCUUGUGGAACAGCGUAAAAAUGAGGUACGAAAAACACAAAUUACAGUAGAAGAAUUGAAAUCCAGAUAUGAAGCAGUCUUAAAUGAAAACAAAAACAUAAGAGAAUACAAACACUUAGAAGCAUAUAAGGUGAGGGACAAAAUGGAGGCUGAGUUAAAGGAGUUAGAACAUGUUUGUGACUUGCUGAAAGCAGCUGAGGAAAACCAGCAAAAUCUUCUGUUCUGGGAAAGGAUCUCUGCACAGAAAUGCAAAACCCCUGGGGAGCUGGAGCUUCAGCCUGGAAAUGGAUUUUCCUUGAAUCUUUUUUUCUCUGACGUCAAUUAUAAUGGCAGGGAUAAUUAUAGUGUAAUUUCCACUGGCAAUCUUUGCUUAGAAGAAGAGAUCUGUAACAUUCAAAAGAAAUAUGAAGAUCUUCAAAGGCAAUUAGGAGAGAUGGAACAUCAGAAUGAAGAACUUGCUUAUCAGCUCAGAAAAGAAGAUGAGAGUCUUCAGAGCAGUAAAUUGCAGCUUGAAGAGAAAAUGGCAGAAUAUAAUGCAUUAACCUCACAACUUGAAGCUGCUUUGGAAGAAGGGAGAAAAAUGCUAACUGAAGAACAGAAAAAAAUGUCAUUCAAAGAGCAAGCCUUUCAGACAAAACUGUUACUUCUUGAAGCUGAAGUGAGAAAGAGGCAAGAAGAAAAAAAACAACUCCUCUGCUUAUUUCACCAGAAUGAGAAGCAUCAUGAACUACGUUUGAAAGAACUGGAGAACAACCUACAGAAAUCAGAGAACAAGACCCAAAGCAUCCAGAAUUAUGUGCAGUUUUUGAAAGAUGCAUAUAUAACAAUGUUUGACUGAAUUAUUUAAUCUAUUUUAUGGCAAAGAAACUUGUCAAGAUUGCCUCCCAGUCUUGUUGGAGGCAAAGCCGUUGAGGCCUUGCACUAUUUUGACAGAUUAAAUUCCAUAAUGUUAAUUCUUCCCUAGGAAAACAUCUGUUGUGGGCAGGAGAAGCAAGUCAGUCAUUACUAUAUAUCCUACUGGCUGGUCACACGUGGGGAAUGGAGCUGAUAUUCCUUGUAUGACCCAUUGUGUUAUCCAUGGCACAGCAGUGCAAAGGCCGAGUGCAUGACAGCAGCAGCAGGUGUGUAUAUCAGGCUAUGCACACAAAAUUGGUCUCUGAAUAUCCUGGGCUGUAAAAUCUUGCCUGAGUCCUUUUAGCCCAUGAUAAAUGCAGGUGAUCACAGAUUCUUUCAAUUCAGUGAUAUCUAACCUGUUAAGAGGGGCAAAAAUUGAGAUCAUUAGGUUCUUUCCCUUUUUUCCCCCUGAAGUGUAGCACCAAUUUAGCCCACACUGCUGUACUACAUGAGAGAGUUGCCACCAUAAGGCUGUCCCAUCCAGCCAUUUUUCUCUAUAUCCCAUUAUGCUCAGGAAUAUGCUACAGUAAUAUUUUAUAAAUAUAAGUAGGAAUUUUUUUUAGAUACAGGCAUAGUUUAAGCUGUGAAUGUGCUGGCGACACAUCUCUAGUGAGAUAUUUAAGUAUUUGUCUGAGUUUAGGAGCUGCUGUUCAGUAAGAUUGACUUGUGCCUCAGGUAAAACACAUAUAAAUAUUCAGCUGAUACAGGGCUAAUAUAAGAAACAAUUCUGAAUUUAGUUUCAGUUCUAAAUUCUAAUUAGUUUUAUAGAUAUAUGCUACGAUAUGUCUUUUAAAAAUAGUACAUUCAGUUAAAUAUAUGUGAUUUACAAUGCAUACUUUAGUAAUACAUAUUUUUUGACCAAAAACAUAUGUUUGUUUUUGCAUAGACAAUAGCCAUUCUAUUUCAUUGUUGAUUAUUAGUAAUAAGUUGAAUACAGACUUUUUUUUUUUUUGCAAAUGCUUAUCCAUCUUAACAAAUAUUGAUGUGUGUUAAUGAUCUGCUUCUGUGCACUUUUUAAAAAUAAAGUUGUCAUUUAUUCUAUGACGUUAAUAGCAAAUAUUUAUUUUAAAUUUGGGGGGUUUGCAUUACACACACAGAAAUAUUUGGAUCCAUUUAGUUCUGAUUGUGCUAAUUAUAAAAUACCAAAACCUUUUUGAAAGUCAUCAUGUAUGAAGGAAAAUGUUCAGAAAUAAAUUGUUCAGUCCAGUGCAUGAGUGGUUUUCCAAAGCUCAUACUGCAAAACUUUGCAUUGGGACAUGAUGCAAGGAUGUACAGUAGCUUGAUUUCAGGCUAUAUUUUUACUAUCCAGGAAAUUAGAUUUUGUUUUUUACCUUUUUAGUUUGCUUUUGUUUCUUUUUAUGGUUCUCCAUUACCUUAGAAAUAGGGCUGAUUGUCACAAAGAUAAUUUGUUUUUACUCAGUUCCUUUUUGAUUUGCUGUUACCUUAUUAUAUAUUUUCCAUUUAAAAAAUUCAUUUGUGACUAGUUACUGUGGAAUAUUUCUUUCUAGUAAAGAAAAUAAUAAAACUUUGUCUAAUU